Molecule: messenger RNA, 1161 nt
Organism: Closterium sp. Naga37s-1
Lineage: Eukaryota; Viridiplantae; Streptophyta; Zygnematophyceae; Desmidiales; Closteriaceae
Source: the annotation of a GenBank genome assembly
AUGCUGGGCUCACAGGCAGGCCUCACCGUGAAGAACUGGGACAUACACAUCCUACCAACGUUCUUCGGCGGAGAGUGCAACCCCCUUGCCAAUACGAACGAUGAUCCGCAUUUCCGGGGCGCAGAUGGCACCCAAUACGACUUCAACGGCCUUCUCGGCCACUCCUUCUGCUUGCUUUCCGACCGUCGGAUCCACAUCAACAUGGGAAUCAAGGGCUACCAGCCCAUCGCGAAUCUCCCUGGCACGGCGACAUCAUUGGACGAGGAGUCGCUCGCUGCAGCGCUGGAAGCGGCGGCCAAUGAGAAGAAGCCACGUCAUAUCAGACAGCUGGAGCAGGAGCAGCUGAGCGUGGAGGAACUGAGCGAGCUGGAGAGGAUGCGGGCCAAUGGGAGCCUGCCGUUGACUGCUGAGGUGGUGGCUGCUCUUGACCGGGAGAUGGGUCGUCGCAGCGGCGGAAAUGGAGGGGAGGAGGAGCAUCACUCGAUUCAGUAUGAGAAGGAUGAGCUGAAGAAGAGGCUUCUAAAAGCAAAACCGAUUCGCAGUUGGAUCAGGGAGCUCCAAGUGAUGUGGCGCGAUUCGACUGGCGCGCAGCACUCUGUGUUCAUCAAGGCGCGAGACGGCAAGGAGCAAGGGAGGGGCAGCAGCGGGUUCAUCGACCGGCUGGAGCUCGACGGCUCGCCGGUGGCCCCGCCUCUGUCCGAAGGCUCUUUCAUUGUUGGCAGCAGCGGGUUCAAGCUGCUUCUGGCGGAGACACGGAGCUGCAAGGGGAAGGACGAGGACGAGUUUCAUCUCACGAUCGACGGCCUGGUGGUCAUGGGCAUCAUGGCACGUUUGGCGCAUCCGCUCAUGCAGACUGCUACAGAGGCCCAGGCGCAUUUCAACGUCCACAUUGCCCGGCUGAACCACACGAGCGGCAUUCACGGCGUGCUGGGUCAGACCUUUCGAGCGGAGGAAUCCCGCAAGGUGCGCUCGCUGCGGUACCGCCUGCUGACCCGCCUGCUGUGCGAGCCGGUGGAGGUGGAGAGUGAGAGUGGCAGGGGAUUCCUGGAUGGGCGCACGGAGGACUAUAUCACCUCGGAUAUUCACUCCGCGGAUUGCAUGUAUGCAGCUGCAUGGCGCAGGGGCGAACACGAGAACAGCGAUGGAAGCGAUUUUAUAUGA